This is a messenger RNA of Fusarium verticillioides 7600, 2371 nucleotides long. RefSeq lists its product as hypothetical. The coding region runs from base 148 to 1884 and encodes 578 amino acids. Gene Ontology annotation, molecular function: chromatin binding; transcription corepressor activity; phosphatase inhibitor activity. NCBI's taxonomy places the organism in Eukaryota, Fungi, Ascomycota, Sordariomycetes, Hypocreales, Nectriaceae. Gene Ontology annotation, biological process: negative regulation of transcription by RNA polymerase II; negative regulation of phosphatase activity. The record is from RefSeq and is a predicted model, not a curated record. The transcript has a single exon.
CGUCAAUCUUCAAAGGCUGGUUCCCCAACUUUUUUUUCUUAGUGGAGAGGCUGGACCAUUCAUCAUGACUUCAACGACUCACAAACUUUCUUCCUCUUCUAUCUCCUUCUAUCGCAGCGUCAUAAAAGUUGCACCGGAUUAGAAAAAAUGCCAGAGCUCUUGGACUUUGAUGAGCAACAGAGGCAACUGGAAGAUGAUCUUAGCAAGCUGCAGAAUGCCCUGAAGCAUUGGCAGACCUGGCAUGUUGAGUAUGAGAUGCUCAAAGAAGAGGUUGAAGCCGUUUGCAAGAAUGGCGAGACGGAGCUUAAGGCUAUUCAUGCCGGAUUCGAAGGAGAGCUGCUGAAAGAUCGUGAACUCGAUGAGAUCUUUGGUGAGAGGACACAUCGAUCUGGUGAACAGAUUCUGAACAUUCUUGACCGUCGCAUCGAUUACGUUACCGCGAAUAUCGCAUCGCUGCGAAAUCAAAUCAGCGCUGCUGAGACCAAGCUUGAUGAAAGUCAACCCGACUUUACUGAAGACGACGGCCUGCCUAUUACGGAAAUUAUCGAGCAGCUUGACGAUGACGACAACGUUAUCUCUUACAAGCUUAACCAACCUGAUACGGCCUUACCUCAGAUUCAAGAUGCCCUUCAGAAGGCCGGUAUCGACGAUCUCGAAGAUAGCAACUCAGUCUCAAAGGCCGAGAGCCCUAGACAAAAGGAAGCGGAACACUCCCAAGAAAAUCCCUCGCAACAUAUAGAGCUUGAAUCCACGACUCUAGCACCAUCCGCCACUAAAGGGGUGGUGUUUGCUGCAGAUACUAAAAUGCAAGACGGCCCAAUGCCCCAAGUCUCGCGGAAUGCUAAGCGUGUUGAAGAGAUCAUGAACCAUGCCAAGGAGCAGGAGAAGAUCAGCAGCGAGCAAGCGUACAUCCCCGAGGAUGAGGAUGAAGAGGAUGCGGAGUUGCGGCGGCAGAUGCUUGAAUACUCGGGAGAAGUUGGUGCUGUUGUCGCCGAGCUGCAGCUCGAGGAGGGAGACAGCGAUGACUACGAAUAUGAGGACAGUGAUGAAGGUUUUGAGGGUGAUGAUGACGGCCAGGAAGACAAGUAUGGUCGGUAUACUGGCCGCGUUGUGACGGAUGAUUACCGUCAAAGAAUGCUAGAAUUGGAGAAGAAACUGGGCAUCAAAUCUCGCUUCACGGAGCAGCCAGAAGAUAGGGAUGGUGACGCGAGUUCGGAUGACGAAGAAGGCAUUGGCCGUAUCGUGGUCAAGCCAGCCUCGGUAACAACAUCAUCAUCAGCCUCAAAACCUGCGCCCGUCAAGUCAAACAUCAAAGAAAAGCAACCAGAACAACUCAACGGCAAGAAGGGCGUUCGCUUUGCUUCCAAUCUGGAUAUCGCACCAGAGAAUGAGCCUCCUGUCCUUCCAGCGAGAGAAGCUCCUAUGAAGGAAAAGGAACCCAUUGUGGAACCAUUGAGCGACAAAAUUGUUGAGCGCUCUAGCACCGCCAAGGCUCCCGAUACAUCUGAAGUCAAGUCGACGCGCAAACCAUCGAGAUUCAAGAAGGCCAGAGAUACUGUUCCACCGGGCCCUCUUGAUGUCCGUGCAAAGUUCUUAGAUCAAGACAGGCCCACGGCACCUACGGGUCCUGAAGGAACAACACUCGCUGACACAUUAGUUGAGCGCGAAUCCAUACGCGCUGCUCCCCACCCACCGGAUGAAUUCGAUGAUGAGUUGAUAUAUCAAGAGGUCGCUGAUGAGCACCACAAGCUUCGAAAGAAGUUCAUCCAACGAGAAGGUGGGUUCCUCAAGGAAGAUGAAUCUCCGAUCCAACCUUUGGAGGAGCAAGAUGGUGGACGAGAGCCAGUCAGUCGUUUCAAGGCUGCCAGGCUCUCAAAGUACUGAACAAAACAAAAUAAAGAACAAAAGUAAGGCACUCGGGUCUGGAAAUGACAAUGGAAUGAGCUGCAGGGGGAACGAAGAGUCGAGAAGAAUCGAUUUGUUACCCGUCUUAUGCUGCUCUCGAGUUGCAUUUUGUGAAGGGCAUCAGUGAUUGCUACAGUGCUACACUCUAAUACGCGUCGUUUAUGCUAACCCUAUGUAAGGAUGGAUAACUUGACAUUUGAUUUGGUUAUUGACUAUUGACUCUGAUGGGGGGUCACACGGAACGCUUUUCAAAUCUGACAAUUGAUGUGUUGCAGCCUUUAAUCUGCUUCUACAUUACUAGCGGCUCCAAUAGUAAAUUCAGACGGGCUCUCUGAAACCAUUACCUUAAGCUUGUGGUUUUGGUUAUUCGUUUCACCCUUUACAUUUCAUUUUAGCUAUCACACCUUAUUUAUUAGUGGCCUGAAGAAUCCACGUGCCUAUUAGUAUUCUUAUCUGUUGUCCUCCG